Messenger RNA from Meloidogyne enterolobii, 1485 nucleotides. The record is from the annotation of a GenBank genome assembly. Lineage: Eukaryota; Metazoa; Nematoda; Chromadorea; Rhabditida; Meloidogynidae.
AUGAGAGUAAAAGAGGAGCCAAAACAAGAAACGAAUUCAGGAAAUAAAUCACCAAUUAAUGAAGAAUGUUCUUCUUCUUCUUUUGAUCCAAAUACUAAAAAUCACCAAAAACAAUUUAUUUUACAAUCAGAAUUCGAGAAAAUGUUGGAACAAUUAACUAAACAAAAUAAUGAAGAAGAAGAAAAUAUUGAAAAUGGAAAUGAUGAAGAGGAGGAAGAAGAAGAUGAAGAAGAGGAUGAUGGGGAGGAAGAGGAGGAGGAAGAACUGAAGGGAAUGACUUCUUUAAUAAAUAAUAACAACACAAUUACAAUUCCAAAACAAAAAUUACUAAAUAAUCAACAACCGGAAGAAGAAGUAAGGAAAAAAAGAGGGGCAGGAAGUAGUAAUUGUAUUCUUCUACCAAAUGGGAAAAAAACAAAAGGAAGAGUUAAAAUAAAAAUGGAAUAUAUUGGAAAUAAAUUGAGAAGAUAUACAACUUUUAGUAAAAGAAAAACUGGAAUUAUGAAAAAAGCAAAUGAACUUUCAACAUUGACAGGCACUCAAGUACUUUUACUUGUUGCAUCUGAAACUGGGCAUGUUUAUGCAUUUGCAACAAGUAAAUUAAAGCCUAUGAUACUCUCUGAACCUGGAAAACAAUUAAUUCAGAAUUGUUUAAACGCAACAGAAGAACAAAUAAUUGACCCAAUGCCAACAAAAACAGAAUUUACCUUUGAACCACAAACAUUAGGAAUAACCCCAAUAAUAACCCCUCAACAACAACAAUUAAAUAAUCCAAGAAAAAGAAAAUUAGUUUCUGAUUUAUUUCAAAUUAAUGAUUCUUCUAAUUCGCCUUCUUCCUCUUCUCAAUCUUCCCCUUCUCAUAAUUAUCUCGAACCUGCUCAAACCUUUGUAGAUUCCAAACAACAAUUAAAAACAUUAAAAGAAGCACUUAGAGCAGCUUCAGAAAAUCGUGAACGUAUACAACAUAAACAACAACAGAAACAACAAAAAACACAAAAACAACAAGAAAAUAAUAAUCAAAAUAAUCUACAAACAUCUACUCAACAACAGCAACAUUCAUUAAUAAAUAAUAAUAGUCAACAAUUGGGGGCAGCUUUGUUACCUUUUUUACUUCAAGGUUUAAUGGCAUGUUCUUCAAACUCUUCUUCUACUACUUCUACAACCAUUCCCUCCCCUUUCUCUAAUUAUAAUUUAUUAUUACCUCCUUCUUCUAUUUCGUCACCUUCAAAUCCUUCCCCAAUAAAUAAAAGAAAACAUUCAUUACAACAACAAAAUAAACAAUUCCCCCCAAUUCUUUAUCAAAUGCCUCAAGGUGUUGUUUAUGCAGCAGAUGAUGAAGAAGAAGAAAAAGAAGAAGAUGAGGAGGAGGAGGAAGUAGGAGAGGAAGAGAAUAAAAAUAUAAUUAAAUAUAGCAACAAUCUAAUUCAAAGUUUGUUCUUCUUCAAACAACAAUUUAAUUCAAAAUUCCCAAAAUUAAAAGAAUAA